This is a messenger RNA of Teleopsis dalmanni, 2275 nucleotides long. RefSeq lists its product as uncharacterized. The coding region runs from base 121 to 2202 and encodes 693 amino acids. The transcript is spliced from 8 exons. Lineage: Eukaryota; Metazoa; Arthropoda; Insecta; Diptera; Diopsidae. The record is from RefSeq and is a predicted model, not a curated record.
UGUAAAAAUGUUUGUAAAAAUUAAAAUUAAAAUUUACGCAAUCCUAACCGAGUCAACAAAAUUGGUCCUACUUUAAUUAUAUAGUUUAUUUUUAAUCAAUUUAACAGCAAUAGUAACAAAAUGUCGAAACGUAAUAAAACCGCUCAGAAGGCCGCUCGUGCUCGGCUUCGCAAUGCCAUACGUACCGUGAUCUACAAUAGGAUGUGGCUAGCGGAUGCGGAAGAGCAAAAGUUUACCCUGAAUGUGAAGAAGAACAUCUCAAUGCUGAUAAGAACACAACAGAAAAUUGGACUUCUGACAAUGGCUGAUAAAAGCUUAAUUCGAACAAAUCACACCAUACGUACCGUUGAAGAGCGCAAAAGACUAGUCCAUUUGAUUGCUAAUUUAACAUGUUUUUCGAAACUUUCUCCGAAAGUUCGAUCACGUCUAGUUCCAGUCAUCUCGUUUCUAUACGUUGGACCAGGUCGUGAAAUUAUAAAAGAAGGUGAUCCACCAAGAUAUGUAUACUUCAUUUUAACUGGUGAAGUUGAAGUAAUGGAAAAAACCUGGAAUGCUUUUGAAAAUGAAUUUGUGGAGGAAAUUAUAUCAGUUAUAGGUCCCGGUGAUUGUAUCGGUGAUAUUGAGUUCAUUGAGCAAUGCCUGAGAAGAAACACCUAUACCACCAGAAACAACUGCGAACUUCUCGUUGUGUUUGAAGAUGAUUUCGAUCGAGUUCUACGGGUUGAAAUGACUAAAUUAUGGAUGGAAAAAAAAGCAGCUUUUGAUGCACUACCUUAUUUCAGCCACUUAAAUGCCAGUCAGUUACAGAGAGGCUGCAAAAUGGCACAGCUGCGUCAGUUCGAGCCACUCGAAACCAUUUAUUAUGAGGAUAAAGGACAUGUCAGUCCUGUUUAUUUUAUUGUAAGCGGUGAAUGCAUGAUAUUGCAGUGUCUAAAACUAAAGGUAACAGAAUUUAAUGAAAAGAAAUCCUAUGAAUUAGUAGAUAUAUCAGAUGAGAAGCAAGAAGGAUUAUUUCAAACAGACGAAGAAAGUUCUAAGAAACCAGAAACAAAAGAAGAUGACGAUUUUGAUAUUGAGACGGAAAUAAAAUCCAUAGAAGGUUUUUUACCUGAGCCUGUAAGGAAACUAAGUACUGUUGAUAAUCCUGAAGUGGUUGCACAGAAGAAACCUAAGCGAGUGAUAGAAAUAAAGAAUCUCCAAGAAAUUGAAAUGGACUGUCUAAGGUUAGACGCAGAUAGACCUUAUGAAGAAACGGAUGGACUAGGCGAAGAUGAAGACGAUGAGGAACAUGAAGCACCAAAAAAGAAACCAUCUAAGUUAAUUGAAAAGAAACCGGAGAUAAAUCAACAAUCACAACCGGAAAAUGAAGAGGUUACAACAGGAGAAGGCGAUGGAGAAGAAGAAGAAAUGAAAGAGAGCGCAGUUAGUGAAGAUGGCGUAAAAGAAGCAGAUGGUAAAGAUGUAGAUAAUAAAACUGAUGAUGCUACUGAAGGGGAUGGUGCAAACGUAAAAGUAGAUGAAAAUGAUAUGAAUGAGUUAUCAUAUGGACAAGCUUCACCGGAGGAUAUAGCAAAAAGUAAAGUUAAUUAUGAAGAAGAGUAUGAUGAUAGUAUAGGUACUGAAACGGAAUUGAAAAGUGAACUAACUGGUGAGAUGGAGGAAGUAGAGGAAGAAACCGAUGUAACAGUAGAAGAAAGUUUAGUAAAUAUUGAAGAAAAGUCUGAAAGUGAAAUUCUAAGUGAAUUGUUGGCUACCGCCGCAGCUAUGAAAACUCCUAAAAAAAAAAAGAAAAUUAUUAAAAAAAGCGGGAAAGAAAGUAAGGAAUUACAAAUCAGAUAUGAGAGUCGCUUUAUCGAUGUAGGCUCACUAUUAUUUGGAGGUAUUUUUGGUUUAGGUGAAAAGCUACAGCAUAGAGUUAUAAUGGCUCGUUCUACAGUACAAUGUUUAUUAGUUCCACGCUAUUGGCUAUUCGAACCAAAUCAAAAUCCUGGUAAUAUUUGGCAAAGACGACGUUUUUAUCUAAAUACUAGCAUUCCAUCAAGAGAAAAUUUGUUUAUUGACUUCUUAAGAGAAAAGGAGUGGCGAAAGUUUAAAAAUGAAGUCGUCAGUAGAGUUCUGGAAGAUGCUGUGUCUGGUAAUACAACCAAGGUACAAGAUAUUCCAAUUAUUUGUCGCAUCAUCGAAGAUAGCGGAGAUGAUUAAAUUCUGUUAUAAGUAAAACCACUUAUAUAUUUUUUUCAAAUUUUUUGUUUAGAAAUAAAUACUAAAACCACAA